AUGGAGGGCUAUCGAGUGCACCGCUACAGCAACGGCGAUGUAUACGAGGGUUACUUCCGCGCCGGCCUCAGGCACGGCCGGGGCACGCUGCGAGCGGCGAACGGCGACGUCUACGCUGGGGACUGGGUUCGGAAUGAGCGGGAGGGAUUGGGACGUGAGGAGUACGCGUGCGGCGACGUGUACGACGGCACCUGGCGCAAUGGUAUCAAGGAGGGCCGAGGCACCUACUCGACCGCCAGCGGCGAGGUGUACAUCGGUCCGGUGCGCGACGACGAACCAUACGGCGAAGGGCUGUACACCUUUGCGGACGGCGAGUCGGAGGUGUCGCGCUUCGAGGCGGGCGACCCGGUCGGCGGCGGUGUGCGCUGGCGAGCACUCUCGCGGCCCACCGCCCGCCGCCGGCUUCCCGCCGCUGCGUGCCCGGGUGCCUCCGUAGCGGACGACUCCUCGGCGGCGGCGGACUUGGAGGCGGCCUCCUCGGUGGUCGCCUCCUCGGUGGCGGCCUUCUCGGUGGCAGACUCGGCGGCGGCGGACUUGGUGGCGGACUCCUCUCGAGGUCUCGAGGCGGUCAAAGGCGGCCCGGGGCUGGACGCGGGCUGGCGUGUGCCGGGCAUGAUGACCGGGCAUGAUGACCUCGGCGGAGCUCCCUAG
This is a messenger RNA of Emiliania huxleyi CCMP1516, 651 nucleotides long. RefSeq lists its product as hypothetical. Lineage: Eukaryota; Haptophyta; Isochrysidales; Noelaerhabdaceae. The transcript has 3 exons. The record is from RefSeq and is a predicted model, not a curated record. The coding region runs from base 1 to 651 and encodes 216 amino acids. Gene Ontology annotation, cellular component: cytosol.